CGUCAUAGAAAUGUGAGCUCACGUUUGAAAGUUCACCGGUAAAAAUGAAGAUGAGGAAUCCCAAAUUUAAAACGGAUGUGAUGCAACUCUAAUGCCAUGAAAUCCUCCCAAAGAACAGAGUUGGCGGACCACAAGAAGGUAGUGGAGCACAGCUACAAGAGGGCUUUCUGCAUUUUCUGCAACCAAGAUGCUGAAGGGGGCCCAGAAUGUGGCAAGCUGUUGACAGACAAGGACAGGCAGGUCUACGUGCACAAGUACUGUCUGUUGUUUGCCAGCGGUCUGUCUCAGUCAGGGGCUGAUGACGAAGGGAUUGAUGGCUUUCUUGUGCCUGACAUUCUUCGAGAGCUCAAUAGAGGCCGCCGGCUGAGAUGUUUCUAUUGUUCCAAGAAGACGGCCACCAUUGGUUGCUCCCUCUCGAUAUGCAAGCGAGGCUUUCAUUUCAAUUGCGGGUUCAAGAAUGAGGCCAUGUUUUGCUUCUUUGAUUCUUUCCUGGUGUUUUGCAAGGAUCAUCGCCCCCAGCAGGAUGUUAAGACCUCCAAGUCCGAUCCAGCCACCGUCACCUGCCCCAUCUGCUUUGAGGACCUCGAGGCCAGGGUCUCCAACCACGUGCUGAAGACUCCCUGCUGCACCAACACCUGGUUCCACCGCACCUGCGUCCAGCAACAAGCCCUGAGUGCUGGCUAUUUCUUCCGCUGUGCCAUCUGCAACAACCAGGAGAAGUUUCAGCUGGAGAUGAAGAAUUUUGGGAUCUACAUCCCUGAGCAUGAUGCAUCCUGGGAGAUGGAGGACAAUGCUUUUCAGGAGUUGUACUGGCGUCACGACAGAUGUGACAUGGACCCCUGCAAGUGCCCACAAGGACGGCAGUUCAAUAAAACUUCAAGUAAGUGGGAGCUCGUGUUGUGCGAUAUCUGCGGGUCAUCUGGAUGCCAUCUGGCUUGUGGAGGACUGAAACAUAUCAAUCAGGACUGGGCGUGUGCCAUGUGCAAUGCCAUGAUGAGUAAUGCCACUGAAGUCAGCUGUCCCUCAGCAGCCUCCCCUCAGAAGUUGCCCAGCUCGCCGGCAGAUUCCCCUACCAAGACUGGGCAGACCACCCGGACGGCCAUGAAGCUGAUGGGCAAGCAUCCCCGCACACCCCUCUCCUCCCAGACCUUCCGCAAGAAGGUCACCCACUCGCUGUUCUGCUCCCUGAAGCUCCCGCACUCCCCCGAGGAGAACACCGGUCGGGAUUUCUGCUGCUCGGUCCAGGGCUCCCCUGAGCUGGCCGGCUGGUGUGACUGCUGCCAGCCGUCGACAUCCAAGCAAGGUGUGGAGGAGGGGGAGGAGAAACACAAGAAGGGGAAGAAGAGGAAGAAGUCAUCGUGCGGCAGCAAAGAGAACAAGCGAUACCACUCUCUACACUCUCCCCAAAAUCUGGGCUUCAAGAAGCACCACACUUGGAAAACACAAUCUUCCGACCUCCUGAGUCACAAGAUGAGCCCAUCGGCAGGACUGAAAUAUGGACCACGGACCACUCUACGCAUGAGCAUGCGCCCCAGAAAUAUUACCCUCUUACGAUGUUCAACCCUGAAUACACCAGGAGAGACAACAACAGGCCAAGCCAUUAAACAAACCCCUGGAAAUGCUUCUGAUGAAAUCUGCAAAACCAGCAAAACCAGAUCAUUGCCAACACCCAGCCCAGCAGUCACAUACCAGAUGGAAAAUGACUUUUCAAAAGUCUCAGCUGAGCAAGAUAUUCGCAAGGAGAAGGUGUCAGAGAUGGAUGUAGCUAAAGAUUUUAGUAUGUUGCAUCACUGUUAUGAAGAGUCCAUGUCCUUUUCCCCGGGGCCCAUUGCUGAGAAUGGAUCUUUAAAUAAAAACCCAACUAACAACCACACACCAAGUCAUUGUGACACAUCACAAGAUGCAAACGGGUCUGUAACACUAACCAACUCUCCCACACUAGCAUUCACUCCAAGUUCUGAUGUUGUCGGUCAAGAAAACCGGGACCCAUUCAGUUUAAGGAAAAAAUCACCAAAUGCCUCAGCUACAUGUACACAUCCCGUAGAUGAAGAGCCGCUGUCGUGUUUGGCAGCAAGGCUGGCCAGUCAAGCUGUUAAGGAGGCACUUCCUGAAGUGCCUCGGAGCGAAUCUGGAGAAGGCAAUACAGCCAUACUCAUGAGCAUGCUCCAAGAAUGCGUCAAGAUUUGUGAGGGAGGCAGUGAUGGAGAACCAUCAACCGGCCUUCCAGGUACGUGCACACCACCACCAUCUACGCUGGAUUGUCAAAGGCCAGAAUUGGCUGAGGAGACUGCAGUGUCUGACACCACAAGACUUGCCAUGAGCGAAGCCCUUGCCGAGUGUCACUUUCCAGAGUCUCCUGGAAACCUUGAGAGCUCAGCCAGUGUUAUCUGUCUUUCCAGCGAUAUGGAUUGUGAAUGUGCAUUUCCAGCCAAGACCGAAAAUGCUGCCGGAACUGAUGAAAAAUACCAUCUAGAGACGGACGGCCCAAGUGAGGUUCUCGUUUCAACUGAUGACAAGACAACCUGCCCAUCACCUGGUUCUCCUGAGUGCUCUGCUAAUUCACCUCAAAUGUUUGACCCCAGUGGGCCAACCUCGCUCCCUGAUCCACCAAGACUUUGUCCAAGCACAGCUGAGAAUACAGAAGAGUUACUAAUUGAAGGUGCCAUCUCGGAGGAUACGUGUAUGCUCCCCCCGCCAGCAAGCAUAUUACUUCAUUACAAGGAGGACAAUAGUACCCAGUGUAUUGUGGACUUGGUAGAAGACGAAUCCAUCAGCACCAUGUCUCAGGCAUCUGGGGAAUUGAGCGAAGCCUGUGUACAUGAAAGCAGUCCUCAUCUGUCUCCAUGCGGCUCAAAGAGUGAGGACAUCAGAGAGCUAGAACUACAUCCUGAACCCUUGCUCCAACACAAGGAGGUUUCAAUCUCUCAAUAUUUGCAGUCCAUGCAGAGGGCAUCCACACCAACACAGAAGCAGGACUCAGUUGAGUUAAGUGGUGAAGCCUGCUCAGACAGUGCUCAGGAAUCCAACUGUAAACCCUUUGAAUCCUCACCUUCAGCUUUUGACCAGGUAGUGAAUGGAAAUGCCACUAGCCAAGAAACAGGUGGUGCUGUGUGUCCGGCUGAUCAACCAUUAGGGGGGCAGGUGGCAGAAAACUUGCCAACAAUCAAGAAAAGGAGGAAGUGUUCCAAGGACUCCUUAACUUACCCAGUCAUUGGAACUGGUAGAUUUUUGACAUUAUACAAAAAACCAAAACGCAAAGGAAAUGUUCCGACUUUCAAAAAGGCUGUUAGUUCAAAGGUUGCCCAGAAGCGUCAUAAAAAGUCAGCAGUCACCAAUCUUGCCACUAAGAAUGCAGACAGUGAGCGUGAAGUGACGCUUCCAUCUGGAAUGCGUUUGAGGAGAAGAGGUAAAUUUACUUCAAAAUGUACAAGACUAGGACCAGCUUUAGAAACAGGAGCUAUCCCCAGCCAGGAGAUAGAAAGUGUUGCUGGGGAGCCUGCAACAUCGGAGGGCUCUUCACGUGGGAAUCUCAGCGAUAGGGACGUUAUUGUAAAUAGCACUGGAUGUGAAAAUGGAUCAUUUUUUCUGCAGUCAGAGGCUGUUGCAGUGGCAGGAAACCAGACCGAGACCAAAAGGUACAGGAAUCUGCUCGGCAGUGAGACCUGCUCAGCCCAAGAUACAUGUAGGAAUUCCAAAGUUAAAGAAGCGAGGCAUUCAACAGGGAAGCUGUUAAGGAGGAAGUACCUCAGGGAUCAGAUAAAAAAUGCGCAGGUUUCUGAGUUAGGCAAGGGAGAAGCACAAUUAGAAAUGGAAAGACUUGGAUCUUCAGUGGCCAAUGAGCCAGACAAGGGGGUUGCGCCGGAGAGGGAUCCCAUCCUCAAAGGAGCCACAGAAGCGAAUGUCACACGCGAUGAGACAAUAUCCAAACCCCCAGCCGAGGAAACAGGUGGAGACUUGGCGACAGAAGAACCCUCAAGCGCAAGGGUGACUUCAUCAACUGAGCCAUCUCCAGACAGUGGCAUCUCGCAGGACUCUAGCUUGAAACAGGAAGAGCCACCUCCUGAAGAAGCAGUCACGAUGCUGAUGAAUACCAAUGAGCUGGCCUUUGUUAAUUUGACAGAGGAAAAGCAACACUGUGACACAGUAGAUAAAGACACUCAGCCAUGUCCUUUGGCACAGUCACAGGAGAACUCACCAUCUAAUACACAUGCAAUUGACAUAGAUAUGAGCAAUCAUAUCUUGUCCGAGGAGAGCGAAGAUGAUUCCUCGAUGGAAGUUGAUGCCAGUGAUGAUGUACUUUUCAUAUCUACCUCUUUUAGUCUGAGCGAGACUAACAGUGGCCCCAGUAGCCCUAUGAACGAGUGUCCAGGAACCAGGAGUGUGAGCCCCAUGACCUCUGUGAGCAGCAGUUCACAGAGCUCUAGCGAGCAAGACACGGUGAAUCCUGAGAGUGGUUGCCCUGACACCAGUGCCACUAGUCAGAGUCCACAGAGCGGUGUCAGCGACGGUCCAUCUUCACAUCCAAACCCUGAAGUGGACUUGAACCACAAUCCACCACAGCAAACAAGCAUUUUUAACCCAAUGCCCGGAACGCCACCUGUCAAGCCAGCCCCCGUCAAACCAUUGUUGACGUUUAGUGGCAGAGGUAGGACAAACAGCCCAGAGCUUUGCGACACGUCAGGACCCAGGUCCUGCCCUGGAAAGUAUCAGUCCAAAGGAGAUACAGAGAACUUCGACGAGGCUCUGAGGUCAUUGAGAACAAGUUACAGUCUCAAAAUCCCCUCCAAAGUUUGUGCCAACCUGUUCAAACUCCGGAAGGAGCUUAGCAGACCUUUGAAGAGGCCAAGAACUGAUAUUCCCACGAGACCGGUUUCGCCUCUUGUAUCAGAGAACGAUUUUCCACUCGCAACACAGAACACAACGAGGAUUUACGCAUCAAACUCUCCCAAACCUGAGCCCUCGAGCACAGUUGACAUCGACUCACCAAAAGCAGAUAAAGAUUGCAUCUCAGGGAGUGCUGUUGAUGAACAGUGUUGUGAAGAAUCUCCAAAGAUGUCUGACUUGCAGGGGUCACUCACACCAACAAGAGACUUACCUCAACGCCCAUGGUUACUCCGGUCACAGACUAAAAGACCCCCAAACAGUCCAUCUCUGGAAUCCCUUCCUUCCAUACCUUCUCCAAGUAGUGGCAACUCUAGCACAACUGAUCUUGGAACUCUGACUGGUGGAAUGCAUAGUUCAACUCCACAGACCCGGAAUAAUGGAUCUGCUGGUGCCAGAUACAAAACAAGGAUUUACAUGCCAAAUUCACCCAAAGUCACACCAUUUAGACAGUCACCUAGAGGAAAACCUCCAAUAACACCAACAGAAUUGGGGGCAGCGGGAAAUUAUGACAUGCAGCCAACAAACUCAGAUGAUGGGUCCCGGUCAGGCCUUGACUCAAGCUCUUCUUGAGAUGCUGACGCGUUCUUGCUUUGAAAAGCAAACCAAACCAUCCUCUGCUGAAUCUGCAUCACCAUUAUGUUCACUGUUGUCCUCGUUACCGUCAAGCCCCAGUCCAAAACUGCCCAGAAUCUACCGUUCCCUGCAGCCGAAGUCAACAUCAGUCAGCAAACACUGUUCUCCCAUAAGUGAUGCCUCACCAUCCCCAGUCUUCCGCAAAGAAGUCACAAAAUCCCUCAACACGAAGCCCCAGAGGAACACCCCAAGGCAUCUGCAGUCACCGACAGAAAAGAGAAGCUUAAACUCGAGGAGGGGACCCAAAUGCUCCUCAGACCCUGCCUUGUUGCCUAGGAAGGGUGACCUGGCCAGCAAGAAGACAAGAGGCCGAGUCCAGCUCUUCACCAACUGACGUCAACUUUGCAGAAAAAUAACUUGUGAGUUAAUUACCUCUGACGAUAAAAAUUAUGGACUUGAUGGUGGAUCUGGUGUUGUGGACUGUGUGGCAUGAUGCCGUGCAAAGAAUAGAUCCUCAGAGUGCUGAGCAAAUCGCUGCCGCUGUGUCCACCUGCAGUUGCGUACUUCAUUGAAAGUUUGUGUACACCAUAUUCCCCACCGAGGCAGGCAUUCCUUGAGGAAAAAAAAUUAGGCAAUUUUCAAAUUGAGGUAUUUAUCAAGUUUGCAUAUAUUUUUUCAGAAUUCAAACUUUUUUCCGCAUUGAUUUCAUGUUAUCGAAAAAUGGGUUAACAUAUAAGAGGAACUACUUUUUGACUUUCUGACUGUCCCUAACCAGACAACAAAACAGUGUUUCUGGACACUGAAUACAUGUACAGUACAUGUGUAUUAAUAGUUAUUUACAUGUAGUAGUAGUUGUGGUAAAGGUUGACACUUUUCCCAUGGGCUAUAGUGUGUGGUACUGUACAUGCUGUUCUUUUGUUUUUUUGACGAUAUACAAUGUAUUUCAUGUUUAUGAAUGUAUUCUCACUCACUGGGAUAUCUUGGGCAAAGAGGUGGAAGGAGACAUGUGUAAAUCUACAGUGCUGGGUUCUAAAAAUGCAACCUACAGUGUUAGCGAUGAAAGUAUGUAGGAAGAGAAGCGAAUUUCUCUGUGGGGAGGGGGACCUGCAGGGGCUAACUUUAACAAUCAUGAAGGAACUUCUUAUGGGAAUUCACACUUUCAUUCCAGGCCCAUGCAAUGUUUUAAAUGGCAGUACUUGCGAAUUGACCUUUUUAUCCCAUGUCACCUUUAAUCCAGUUUAUGCUUUGUUGGCUUCCGGGGCAUUUGGGGCGCCUUGUAUAUUUUUAUGAAAUCCUAAUUUGUGUUGUCGUUGAGACAGAAGCCACAGAGCUAUUUAAGCAGAUAAGAUUGCCAGAUUUUGGGUUUCAGACUUGGGUGAUUUGCUGUUUUAGCACAACAGUAGGCCAAUGUGCAAAGUUUUUCAAUAAUCGUCUUCAAUGAGUGAAUUUUAGGCUCACAAUAUAAAAAGGACCCCCCUCCACAAAAUGUCCUGGAACAACAUCGCAACAGCACCCUCAUCCAGCAGAAAAAGAAAGCAUGGACAUGUUCAAUUUCUGAAAAAGUACACUUUCAAUAAAGUCUGUUUCGAAGAACUGAAAAUUAAUGCCGUAGACCCUUCAACAAUUAGCCUGAAUAUGCUUGUCCAUUGGAGAGUCAAUAUCAUUUUACUUGGAAUUUAUUUGUAAUCUUCAUUUGUACUAAAUAAUUGAGUAUUGUAUUAAUAUUCUUCAGAAUCCAGUCAACUCUCAAUUUAGAGAGUACUCGGAACAAAAUACUGUUCUGAAGAAGAAAUACUGCAGUCACAAGUCUCUUGACUUCUUUCAAGUAGCUUUAUAUUUCUGUUCUAUUUAUAACAAGGUUCUGGUUGGAACAAGCUGAUUUGACUUGUCCUAGCAACCAUGCUACAGUAUGAUAAGGCAGUGAUGGGAAUCUUUCAAUUUACUUUUCUAUUUUGUCAAUUGAUUUUCUAUCAAUUUAGAUUGGACUUUUUAUGCUUCCUAAGAGGAUCAGAAAUUCCAUGAAUUUACAAUUAUUGAAUUUUUUAAAAUAAAUUCAUUUAUAGUACAUUAUCUUAAUGUUCCUUUUCAAAAGGAGUUGUGGUGAACGUACGUAUUUCAAACUCUCCCUAACUCUUUCCACUUAUUAUUAAACCCUAUACUGUACCUGCACCCCUACAUUUUUCUUGUCUUUUUUACAUUUUAGACAAUUUCCUGAAUAAAGUAAUACUGCAUGGAAAUACAAUUCGUCCACUGCUGCAUUCUGUGCUUUGGUUCAAUGCUCGGCUUCAUUCUUCAUGUUGAAACACACACACUUGACACGAUUUACAAGUACAUGAUCUAAGCUAGCAAACCAAGUGGAAGUUGGCAGAGCUACUUUUGGGCUAUGCAUGUACAGUAGGCCUCUAAAUGUGUGAAUCAAUGGAACCCUUAACGGUGUUUUAACCAUCUUCAUUAGGAUACUGAAAUUGGUAAUACUUGAACAUAAAAUUAUGGAGCUCAGUUUGCUCUUUAAAAUGCAAACUCAAGGGUGCAUUCGAGUGAGCUACUCGCGUUGACACGAGUAUACUCCUGGGCGCCCGAACAGCUGGAGUACGACUCAAGGGUAAGUGAGAGUAUACUCCUGUACCCGAGUGUAAUUCACACGCAUCCUACUCGGGUGAACAGGAGUAAACGUGCGAACGCACCCCAAAUUACUGACGAUUACUGUCCGUAAGAGUCACUGCAGGGGAUCUGACCAUACGUACAUGUACAGUAUGAAUGAUUUUACAUAAGCGUACAUUUACCUCUAAGGUUAAUGUAAUCACACACAAAAAUUCAACUAAUACCAAACUGCUUUUAUUUGUACAUGUAUGUAGUUCGUAGAUUUUAUAAAACUCACUUUUUUUACACAUUUGGUAUGUUAAGAAUGUUCCACACUUCUUGAAAUGACUUCUAAACUUCCAACAGUGUGUGUGUAAAUAUUGGUAUUAAUGGUAAAGAACAUUCGGUGAAACGGAAUGGCAGCACAUGGACAUGUGUUACGUCCGUAUUCCAAAUUUUCUCAUGAACUAUAACAUGUGACAUCUGAAUGCUGUGAAAUAUAAAAACAAGGAUAUUCUAACCAACAUUAUCAAUAAUUUACGAAUGACCUCCUGAUCAGCCCCAAACAUCACAAAUACAUGUA
Molecule: messenger RNA, 8620 nt
Organism: Acanthaster planci (crown-of-thorns starfish)
Lineage: Eukaryota; Metazoa; Echinodermata; Asteroidea; Valvatida; Acanthasteridae
Cellular component (GO): nucleus
Source: RefSeq, a predicted model, not a curated record